Elaeis guineensis (African oil palm) is the source of this 1076-nucleotide messenger RNA. RefSeq names its product ethylene-responsive transcription factor TINY. The record is from RefSeq and is a predicted model, not a curated record. Gene Ontology annotation, molecular function: DNA-binding transcription factor activity; DNA binding. Lineage: Eukaryota; Viridiplantae; Streptophyta; Magnoliopsida; Arecales; Arecaceae. Gene Ontology annotation, biological process: regulation of DNA-templated transcription.
AGUCCAAUGGCGGAGAAUCUCCCGGCGGACCGGAGGGCCGAAAGGAGUACGUCGCCGGUGGGCGGGACGCGCCACCCGGUGUACAGAGGAGUGAGGAAGCGGCAGUGGGGGAGGUGGGUGUCGGAGAUCCGGGAACCGAGAAAGAAGUCGAGGAUCUGGCUGGGCUCCUUCCCCACGCCGGAGAUGGCCGCCCGGGCCUACGACGCCGCGGCAAAAUGUCUCAAGGGAGCGAACGCCCAGCUCAACUUCCCGGACCAAGCCCACCUCCUCCCCCUCCCCUCCACGCGGGCACCGGGAGACAUCAAGGCUGCCGCCACCGCCGCCGCGAAGCUCGAGACUCCGAGCUCUGCUGCUUCCGCUUCUGUUUCUUCUUCUGCUUCCACUCAUUCUUGUUCUAGUUGUUUGGUGGUCGGAGAGGAGGGGGAGGUGAAGUCGGAGUUGGAGGACUUCUGGGCCGAGAUCGAGCUGGCUGAAUUAAUGAACGGUCGGAUGUCUCCUGUUUUAUCCCGGGAGACAUGGUGCUGGGACACGUGCACCGAUCAUGCGAUUUAUCUGUGAGAUCUAAUGUUACCAAAAUUAGCGUAGAAGGGGCUCUUUUUAAUCAAGCGUAGACGUAUGUAUAAUGAGUGAGGCGGUGAAGAGAGGGGGAAGAGGAUUCAGCGCAAUGGUCAAGCUAUGAUCACAAAAAAGAAGAACAACGAAUAAGUUACAGAGUGCUCCGAAAUUUGUCUUGUACAUUGGUAUCCAUUAUAGAAGAAAGAUUAUCCAAGGCUUGAAUGUAUCUUAAAGAGAACAUCUUUAACUGAAGACUUCUUUUAUUUAAAAAAAAGAAAAAAAGAAUUUCUCCCAAGCCAGAUUUGCCAAUAGAGAGUAAUGAUGAGUUGGUCCGAAGUCCUUCUGAAGUAUGGUUGUAUAUUUUUUCUUCUCCAAGUGGUUCAUAAAGCUUGUAAAUUAGGUAGCCAUGUGUGAAACUUUAGAACGUGAACCAGAUGCUUUUAAUGAAGAGGCACUUGGUCAAUCGAUCUGAUGCAGUUUCAAAGUUUGCUUCACAAGGAGUUCACCGCAUAACCUUUUCU